This is a messenger RNA of Medioppia subpectinata, 2588 nucleotides long. The record is from the annotation of a GenBank genome assembly. NCBI's taxonomy places the organism in Eukaryota, Metazoa, Arthropoda, Arachnida, Sarcoptiformes, Oppiidae.
AUGGAGAAACUAAUUUAGGUUUCCAAAUAUUUAUGGGUCGUCCGACCGAUAGAUACGGUUUCAUUAGACCACCGGUUGUUAGUACUGACGAUCAGUUGUAUGAGAAACCACAGGACCACUGGUUUGACCAGAGAUUGGAUCACUUCAAUAAAACCGACGACAGAACUUUUAAACAGCUCUAUUAUGUAUAUAACGAUACCCAUUACAAACCGGGUGGACCAGUAUUUCUAUUUCUAUUUGGUGAAAAUGCAAUGGACGAGCCCUAUACUAAUCCCAAUACUUAUUGGCUAGAAAUGGCCAAAAAGUAUAACGCAUUGGCCAUAAUGUUAGAGCACCGGUAUUACGGCCGGUCAGUGCCCACACCAGACCUGUCUACUCAAAACCUGAAAUAUUUAACCCUUGAAUUGGCGCUCAAAGACGCGGAACAGUUUAUACUGGGAAUGACUAAAAAGCUGUCAAUUGAAGGCAGCAAAUGGGUUGUGUGGGGUCUGUCCUAUUCGGGUAAACUUGCCGUUUGGUUUCGGGAGAAGUACCCCAACUUAACUGUCGGUGCGAUAGCCUCGAGCGCACCCGUCGGGUCUACAAACAACUGUACCGGUUAUUUAAGAGUGGCCGCCGAAGUGGUGGGAAAGGAGUGUUCAGAUAAUAUAAGGAAAGCCAACUACGAGAUGGAAGACCUCCUGAAAACACCGGAAGGUGUCGUAAAAUUGCGCAAAAUAUUGAAUUUGUGCGAUUCGUUUGACGGCAAAAAUAUCGAUGAUAUCAGGUAUUUGGCGCAACUGUUAGCCAUGAAUGUCGGCGGAUCUGUUCAGUACAAAGCGGGUAUCGAUUACAUCAUUAAACACAUGAACGACCCCUCAGGCGGUACACCACUGGAAAGGUAUGCCAGUCUACACGUUACGGGCCAAACAGUCCCCUGCAAUAAUAUAAAGCACGCCGAUUAUAUCAAAAUCUUACAAAAUACAACUGUUGGUCCAAAUUCAUGGAUGAGACCAUGGUCUUAUCAACAAUGCACUUCAUUCGCCGACUUUGUGACUAGUGAUCUCCCGAACAGUCCCUUUGGACACAACAUUCCCGUAGAGUUCUAUACCAAACAAUGCACUCAAAUAUUCGGUCUACAAAUCACUGCCCAAACCAUACAGAAAGCGGUCGACCGGACAGUCGCCACAUAUGGGGGCAAACGGCCGAACAUAACAAAUGUUGUGCUCACAAACGGCUCACUCGACCCCUGGAAAGCCAGCGGUAUUCUCGAAGACCUAAACAAUAGCACAAAAACAGCGGUCAUUGAAGGCGGCGCCCAUUGCGACGAUUUCUGGGGCACAAAACCAACGGAUAACCAGAUUUAUUGCGAACCCAAUUUGGGUUUCAAAACAUUUAUGGGUCGACCGACCGAUAGAUACGGUUUUAUUAGACCACCGGUUGUUAGUAAUAACGAUAAGUUUGCGCCACAACCACAGGAACAGUGGUUUGAUCAGAGAGUCGAUCACUUCAAUAAACAGGACAAUACGACUUUCAAACAGCUAUAUUACAUCGAGGAUUCCUAUUACAAAAAGGGUGGUCCAGUAUUUCUUAUGAUCAGUGGUGAGUCUCCGGUAGAAACAGCAUUUAUUACACCCUUUACUUAUAUGGGAGAAAUGGCGAAAAAGUACGGCGCUUUGGCCGUCACAUUAGAGCACCGGUAUUACGGGAAAUCCGUUCCCACACCAGAUCUGUCCACUCAAAACCUCAAAUACCUAACACUUGAAGUGGCGCUCAAAGACUUGGAGCAGUUUUCAUUGUAUUUGACCAAAAAGUUAUCACUUGAUGGCAGCAAAUGGGUUGUGUUCGGGGGCUCGUAUGCGGGAAAAUUAGCAGCAUGGUUUAGGGAAAAAUACCCCAACAUAGCUGUCGGUGCCAUAGCCUCGAGCGCACCCGUCGGGUCUAAUAUGAAUUGCACGGGUUAUUUGCGAGUCGUGAGCGAAGCUUUGGGAAAGGAGUGUUCAGAUAAUAUCAGGAAAGCCAACUACGAGAUGGAAGACCUCCUGAAAACACCGGAAGGUGUCGUAAAAUUGCGCAAAACAUUGAAUUUGUGCGAUUCGUUUGACGGCAAAAAUAUCGAUGAUAUCCGGUAUUUGGCACAACUGUUAGGCAUGAACGUUGCCGGUGCCGUUCAAAAUAACAUGGGUAUCGAUCAGAUCAUUAAACACAUGAACGACCCCUCAGGCGGUACACCACUGGAAAGGUAUGCCAGUCUACACGUUACGGGCCAAACAGUCCCCUGCAAUAACAUAAAGCACGCCGAUUAUAUCAAGUCCUUACAGAAUACUACUGUCGAUCACAAGUCGUGGUGUAGGCAAUUACAAUGGACUUAUCAAACGUGCACUUCAUUCGCCGACUUCCCCACCACUGAACUGGCAAACAGUCCGUUCGGACACAACGUUCCCGUCGAGUAUUACGUUCAACAGUGCGGCGCUAUAUUCGGGCCGCAAAUCACGGGUCAAAGCAUUAAGAAAGCGGUCGACCGGACAGUCGCCACAUACGGGGGACUAAAGCCCAACGUAACUAACGUUGUGUUCCCUAACGGAGCGCUUGACCCCUGGAAGGCCAGC